Messenger RNA from Galeopterus variegatus (Sunda flying lemur), 1602 nucleotides. It is a transcript of the gene BLNK, whose product is annotated as B-cell linker. The transcript has 16 exons. NCBI's taxonomy places the organism in Eukaryota, Metazoa, Chordata, Mammalia, Dermoptera, Cynocephalidae. Gene Ontology annotation, biological process: intracellular signal transduction; cell surface receptor protein tyrosine kinase signaling pathway. Gene Ontology annotation, cellular component: cytoplasm. Bases 125 to 1345 code for a protein of 406 amino acids. The record is from RefSeq and is a predicted model, not a curated record.
AAUGAGACUGGAGUGACUGGAACCCUUGAGAGCCGAGGCUGACCAUGCUGCUCCCUAGGAGGGCCGGGAACUACUGACGGUACGGCUGGACGGUUAUUCGUGUCACUUACAAUUACCAAAAAGAAUGGACAAGCUUAAUAAAAUAACUGUCCCCGCCAGUCAGAAGCUGAGGCAGCUUCAAAAGAUGGUCCAUGGUAUUAAGAACAAUGAAGGUGGAAUAAUGAACAAAAUCAAAAAGCUAAAAGUCAGAGCACCUCCAAGCGUUCCUCGAAGGGACUAUGCUUUAGAGAGCCCUGCUGAUGAAGAGGAGCAGUGGUCAGACGACUUCGACAGCGACUAUGAAAACCCAGACGAGCACUCGGACUCGGAGAUGUAUGUGAUGCCCGCCGAGGAGAACGGGGACGACAGCUACGAGCCGCCUCCGGCCGAGCAGGAGACGAGGACGGUGCACCCGGCCCUGCCCUUGGCCAGGGGCGAGUACGCAGACAACCGCUCAAGCCAGAGGCCGUCCCCACCCUUCAGCAAGACACUUCCCUGUAAGCCCAGCUGGCCUGCGGUGAAAGCCAAGCUGGCCGCCACUCUACCGGCCCCCGCCUCUCUGCAGAAGCCGCAAGUCCCAUCCAAACCCAAAGACCUCGCUGAGGAUGAGGCCGAUUAUGUGGUCCCUGUCGAAGAUAAUGAUGAAAACUACAUUCAUCCCACAGAAAGCAGUUCACUCCCAUCGGAAAAAGCUCCCAUGGUGAAUAGGUCAACCAAGCCAAACAACUCCUCAAAGCCGGCCUCUCCUCCAGGGACAACUUCAGGUCGAAACAGCGGGGCCUGGGAAUCCAAGUCACCUUCUUCCCCAACCGCGCCAUCCCCACUGCCGAGGGCCGGGAAAAAACCAGCUGCACCACUGAAGACAACUCCAGUUGCCUCUCAACAGAAUGCAUCAAGUGUUUGUGAAGAAAAACCUAUACCUGCUGAACGCCACCGAGGGUCUAGUCACAGACAAGAAUCCGUACAGUCACCAGUGUUUCCUCCUGCCCAGAAACAAAUCCAUCAAAAACCUGUACCUCUGCCAAGAUUUCCAGAAGGGGGAAGCCCAACUGUGAAUGGACCAUUACCCACCUUUUCAUCUAAUUCCACUAUUUCAGAACAGGAAGCUGACCUUCACUGCAAGCCAUGGUAUGUUGGUGCCUGUGAUCGAAAGUCUGCUGAAGAGGCCUUGCACAGAUCAAACAAGUACUUUGGAAGCGUUGCAGAAAUCAUCAGGAAUCAUCAACAUAAUCCCCUGGUUCUUAUCGACAGUCAGAAUAACACAAAAUAUUCCACAAGACUGAAAUAUGCAGUUACAGUUUCAUAAAGAAAAAAAAGGAGGUCAAUAUCAUUGCUUCAGACAUUUUCCCCAAGUUUCUUUUUGAGAAAAGUCUCAAAGCUUCAUAUUUUGGAUUAUGAAUCACUAGCAAUAAAAUAGAAGAUGGAGGCAGCUAUUGAGGUGGUCAUCCAUGUCUUUAUGAGAAGCUCACAUGGACUUGUUCUACCUAUUGUGUGACCCAAUGAGCUGUUAAUAUCUGGUGAGAUAUUAAUAUUCCCCAAAUAAAUGUCUUUAUUUAAAAGAAA